AUGGAGUUUCCUAACAGUGUACAUAUACCGACAUGGAUAUUAGUAACGUCUUCUACAAUAUUGUCUAUUUAUUUGUAUUCAACAUGGCCAUAUUCACUUUUCAAAUCUCUGAAAAUACCAGGCCCAAAACCAGUUCCAUUUCUUGGUAACAUCCAUACUUUAACAAAACAGGGUAUGCAUGUGGUGCAUGGAAAAUGGGUGAAAGAAUUUGGUAAAGUUGUUGGAUAUUAUGAAGGACGACAUCCGUGUUUAUUGAUAUCAGAUCCUGCAAUGUUAAAAGAGAUUCUAGUCAAGAAAUUUAAUUCAUUUCGAAACAGAAGGGUUUUAAAAAUAGCUGGUUAUCCUAUGGAUGAUGGUAUUUUACAACAAACAGACAAUCAGUGGAAAAACACUAGAACAACUUUAACACCAACAUUUAGUUCGUCUAAGUUAAAACAGAUGUCCAGAAUUAUAGAAGACUGUGUUGAUGAUCUGAUACAAAAUUCAGACAAACUGGUAGAAGCAGGUCAGAAUAUCAAUCUAAAAAAUCACCUUUCUGCAUAUACGAUGGAUGUAAUAGCAUGUACUGCUUUUGGUGUGAAAAUAAAUGCGUACAACCCAGAAGAUCCUUUCUUGAAGAACGCCCAAGCUUUUACAAAAUUAAAUUUCGCUGGUCUUAUGUUUAUGACAUACUUUUUAGCUCCGUGGUUUCUUCCUGUUUUAUUAAGAUUAAAUAUAACAGUUGUACCCCAAAAACCAUUACAAUUCUUUAUACAAACUAUCAAUGGAGCGAUAGAAGCUAGAAAAUCAGACUCUAAUGUAAGAACUGUCGAUAUCUUGAAAUUGUCGUCAAUAGUAAGGAGUUGCAAUGGAUCCCAAAUUCCAGUUGCCGAGGGUUUUACCAACUCUGAGAUAUUAGGACAUUCUGUAACGUUCUUCUUGGCUGGACACGAAACUACUGCGGCAGCCAUGACAUAUCUAGCUUAUAAUUUAGCUCUACAUACGGACAUACAGCAAAAGGUUUUGGAAGAAAUUGACAAAGUUCUGAAGAAGAAAGCCAACUACGAAAAUAUACAGAAAUUAGAGUAUCUUGAUAUGUGUUUAUCAGAAAGUUUAAGGCUUUAUCCACCAUCUAUAAGACUAGAAAGACAAGCCUGUAAUGAUGUAACUAUUGGAGAGAUAACAAUACCUAAAGAUACCAUAAUAGUAAUACCAACAUAUACUAUACAUAGAGAUGAGACAAUAUUUCCUGAUCCUGGACAGUUUAAUCCUGAAAGGUUUAGUGACCUAAACAAAAGUAAGAUUCCAUCGUAUUGUUAUUUCCCAUUUGGUCUAGGACCUAGAAGUUGUAUUGGCAUGAGGAUGGCUAUAUUAGAAGUUAAAUUAGGAAUGGUUGGUCUUCUUCAAAAAUACAAGUUUUCUACCUGUGAUAAAACCAUGGUACGUAUGAAAACUAGGUAUCUUACAAAAGGGCGUUAUGCACAAUGUAGUCGAUGGCUUUUUGAUAAGUUUGUUCCUUUUGGCGCUAAGUCGAAACACUAUAUACGUUCGAUCGUUUUACAGGGAUAA
Messenger RNA from Lottia gigantea (owl limpet), 1548 nucleotides. RefSeq lists its product as hypothetical. Bases 1 to 1548 code for a protein of 515 amino acids. The record is from RefSeq and is a predicted model, not a curated record. NCBI's taxonomy places the organism in Eukaryota, Metazoa, Mollusca, Gastropoda, Lottiidae. Gene Ontology annotation, molecular function: heme binding; iron ion binding; oxidoreductase activity, acting on paired donors, with incorporation or reduction of molecular oxygen. The transcript is spliced from 13 exons.